GACUACUACUACCGGAUCCGCGGCGGCUGGGUGAAGCCCAAAGAGGAGGAGGAGGAGAGGAAGAAAGGAUGGCGAUGAGACCCGCGGGUGGCUCUGGUAACCCACCACCGGUGUCUGCCGAGCCCGGGCUGUAGGGACUGGGGGCGGGGGGGGCGGAGGCGGAGGCGGAGGUCCAGUUUGCCCCCAGUUGAGAAAAGUUCCGCGACUGAGUACAAUGGUGAUAAAUGGGUCCCACCUGAACAGCUCCUCGCCGGACCCCAGCGACUCCGUCCUGAACCGCCCGCCGUGGGUGACCACAACUCUGGGCUGCUUCCUCAUCUUCACCAUCGUGGUGGACAUCCUGGGGAACCUGCUGGUCAUCUUCUCCGUCUACCGGAACAAGAAACUCAGAAACGCAGGGAACAUCUUCGUGGUGAGCCUGGCGGUGGCGGACCUGGUGGUGGCCAUCUACCCAUAUCCCCUGGUCCUCACCUCCAUCUUCCACAAUGGCUGGAACCUGGGCUACGUCCACUGCCAGAUCAGCGGCUUCCUCAUGGGUGUCAGCGUCAUCGGCUCCAUCUUCAACAUCACCGGCAUCGCCAUCAACAGAUACUGCUACAUCUGCCACAGCCUCAAGUACGACAAGCUGUACAGCGACAAGAACUCCGUCUGCUAUGUGAUGCUCAUCUGGGCGCUGACUGUCGUGGCCAUCGUGCCCAACCUGUUUGUGGGCUCGCUGCAGUACGACCCCCGGGUUUACUCCUGUACCUUCGAGCAGUCGGCCAGCUCGGCGUACACGAUCGCCGUGGUUUUCUUUCACUUCAUCUUGCCCAUCAUGAUUGUCACCUACUGCUACCUGCGCAUCUGGAUUCUGGUCAUACAGGUGCGGCGGCGGGUCAAGCCGGACAAUCGGCCCAAGCUGACGCCGCACGACGUCAGGAACUUCGUCACCAUGUUCGUGGUGUUCGUGCUCUUCGCCGUCUGCUGGGCGCCGCUCAACUUCAUCGGACUGGCGGUGGCCAUCAAACCGGAGGUGGUGAUCCCCCUCAUCCCCGAGUGGUUAUUCGUGGCCAGCUACUUCAUGGCCUACUUCAACAGCUGCCUUAAUGCCAUAGUGUACGGUGUGCUGAACCAGAACUUCCGGCGUGAGUACAAGCGUAUUGUAGUGUCAGUGUGUACCGCUCGCAUCUUCUUCCAGGACAGCUCCAACGACGCGGGGGAGAGGCUCAAGAGCAAACCGUCUCCGCUCAUGACCAACAACAACCAAGUGAAGGUGGACUCGGUUUAAAAGAAAAAGAGAAAAAAAGAAAAAAAACUCAUACAUAAACAUAAAUGCCGUUACUGAGAGUUAAAAAAUAAAUGGUGAGAAAAAUACCAAAUAUAAAUCCAAAACAACGUCGACCCUCUGAGCUGUCUGAACUGUCAAACGGUGCUAUCUGACCUCUGAACAAUCACAGUAAGAGCAGGGGUGCGUAUUAUCUUUGUCUUUUAUCAAGCACUUUUGGCUGCAGUAUCUGUAGUACCGUAAAUAUAUGAUGUACGUUUUGUUUCUAUGUUUACAGUGAUGAUAUACAUGUAUUAUGCAUUAUAUAAGUAUUUAUUUUGUAUGCCAUGUCAUGUAGAUAUAUAGUGAGAUAUAUCAGGUUCCAGUAAAAAUGAAAGUAACAUUUUAUGAGGCCAACAAAUUAAAAAGAAAGUUUAUACCCAACUUGGUUGAAAAUAUAACCACAAGUUUAUAAAGUAAGUUAACCAAUUUUAAUAACCUCAUUUGUGACACUGUAUCACUAACUGAGUACAAGCAAUGUGGGUUGCUGCUGUCUUAUUAUACCCUACAGUAUUGUCCCUUUCAUUAGGUGGAAUAUAUAUUUUAGUAAAAAAAGAUUUUCUCUCUCUCUCUCUCUCGCUCUUUCUAUCUAUCUAUCUCGACCACCUCGUGAGCUCAUUAUACUGUAUGCAUGGAUAUCAGGAAAUGUUCAUAUGCAAAAUAAAAGCCGACGUUGAUGGAA
This is a messenger RNA of Salarias fasciatus (jewelled blenny), 1985 nucleotides long. RefSeq names its product melatonin receptor 1A a (gene mtnr1aa). The record is from RefSeq and is a predicted model, not a curated record. Gene Ontology annotation, molecular function: melatonin receptor activity. Lineage: Eukaryota; Metazoa; Chordata; Actinopteri; Blenniiformes; Blenniidae. Gene Ontology annotation, biological process: G protein-coupled receptor signaling pathway. The transcript is spliced from 2 exons. Bases 215 to 1267 code for a protein of 350 amino acids. Gene Ontology annotation, cellular component: plasma membrane.